Pseudopodoces humilis (Tibetan ground-tit) is the source of this 2965-nucleotide messenger RNA. The record is from RefSeq and is a predicted model, not a curated record. NCBI's taxonomy places the organism in Eukaryota, Metazoa, Chordata, Aves, Passeriformes, Paridae.
UUCCCGUCUGCGCUGGCUGCGGCCUUCACUGAGCGGGGGGGCGGCCCCGGCCCGGCCCCGCAGGACGAUGGACCCGGCCGAGGCCGUCCUGCAGGAGAAGGCGCUCAAGUUCAUGUGCUCUAUGCCCAGAUCUCUGUGGCUGGGCUGCUCCAGCCUGGCGGACAGCAUGCCCUCGCUGCGAUGCCUGUAUAACCCAGGGACUGGCGCACUCCCAGCUUUCCAGAAUUCCUCUGAGAGAGAAGACUGUAAUAAUGAUGAGCCCCCUAGGAAGAUCAUUCCUGAGAAGAAUUCACUUAGACAGACCUACAACAGCUGUGCCAGACUGUGCUUAAACCAGGAAACAGUAUGUCUAGGAAGCACUGCUAUGAAGACUGAAAACUGUGUGGCCAAAACAAAACUUGCCAAUGGCACUUCCAGUAUGAUUGUGCCCAAGCAAAGAAAACUGUCUGCAAGCUAUGAGAAGGAGAAGGAGCUCUGCGUCAAGUACUUUGAACAGUGGUCCGAGUCUGAUCAGGUGGAGUUUGUGGAGCACCUCAUCUCCCAGAUGUGUCACUACCAGCACGGACACAUAAACUCAUACCUCAAACCCAUGUUACAGCGGGACUUCAUCACUGCACUGCCAGCUCGGGGAUUGGAUCACAUUGCUGAGAACAUUCUGUCAUACCUGGAUGCCAAAUCUUUGUGUGCUGCUGAGCUGGUGUGCAAGGAGUGGUACCGGGUGACAUCUGACGGGAUGCUAUGGAAGAAGCUCAUUGAGAGAAUGGUCAGAACAGAUUCCCUGUGGAGGGGUUUGUCAGAGAGGAGAGGAUGGGGGCAAUAUCUAUUUAAAAAUAAACCUCCUGAUGGAACUGCACCACCCAACUCCUUCUACAGAGCACUUUACCCCAAAAUUAUACAAGACAUAGAGACAAUAGAGUCGAAUUGGCGGUGUGGAAGGCACAGUUUACAGAGGAUCCACUGCCGAAGUGAGACAAGCAAAGGGGUUUAUUGUUUACAGUAUGAUGAUCAGAAGAUAGUAAGCGGCCUAAGAGACAAUACUAUUAAGAUCUGGGAUAAGAAUACAUUGGAAUGCAAGCGAAUUCUCACGGGACACACAGGUUCUGUCCUGUGCCUCCAGUAUGAUGAACGGGUGAUCAUUACUGGAUCUUCAGACUCAACAGUCAGAUGUCCAUGCAAAUCGCUGUCAAGGAGAAAUGAGAAUCUAAGCCAAGGCCAGUCAAGAGUGUGGGAUGUGAAUGCAGGUGAGAUGCUGAAUACACUGAUCCACCACUGUGAAGCCGUGCUGCACCUCCGCUUCAACAACGGCAUGAUGGUGACGUGUUCCAAGGACCGCUCCAUCGCCGUGUGGGACAUGGCCUCCCCAACAGACAUCACCCUGAGGAGGGUGCUCGUGGGGCACCGAGCUGCCGUCAACGUAGUGGACUUUGAUGACAAGUACAUUGUAUCGGCAUCAGGUGACAGAACUAUAAAGGUAUGGAACACUAGUACCUGCGAAUUCGUGCGCACCUUAAAUGGCCACAAACGAGGCAUUGCAUGUCUGCAGUACAGAGACAGGCUAGUAGUGAGCGGCUCUUCAGAUAAUACCAUCAGGCUGUGGGAUAUCGAGUGUGGGGCAUGUUUACGAGUACUGGAAGGCCAUGAAGAGUUGGUGAGAUGCAUACGCUUUGAUAACAAGAGGAUAGUCAGUGGGGCAUAUGAUGGGAAAAUCAAAGUGUGGGAUCUUGUGGCUGCUUUGGAUCCCCGUGCUCCAGCAGGGACCCUCUGCUUGCGAACCCUUGUGGAGCAUUCUGGAAGAGUCUUUCGACUUCAGUUUGAUGAGUUCCAGAUCGUCAGCAGCUCACAUGAUGACACCAUCCUCAUCUGGGAUUUUCUGAAUGAUCCAGCUGCCCAGGCAGAAUCCACUCGCUCCCCGUCCAGAACAUACACCUACAUCUCCAGAUAAAUAACACUACACUGUACCUCACACUUGCACAGGUAAAAUAAAAAAAAAACAAAAAACUUUAAAAAAUAAGGUGAGGCUCAAAGGCUCAAAGGUGACACUGGAUGUAGUGUGAGCCUGCUGCCUGAGUAACUGGCUGGGUCUAUCAGUGUUUGUCAUCUUGGUUAUACAGUAAUUACAGUGUCCUGUAAGAGGACAGGAAUGGUUCUGGUACCUUAGAAUAGGGACUUUAUUUUAGGAUUUGUGACAUGUGGUGCCUAUGACUCCCCCUGAAGAACUCCUCCUCCUCUGUCCAUCAUCAUCAAUAAUUAAAUCAGUUAUACUGUUGUCCAGAAGGAAGAAGAGUUUCUGCAGAGCGAGUAGAGCAGCUGCUGCCUAACAAGAGGAUGCAGAUGGCCUGACCCUGGGCAGUUGUCACCAGGCAGGAGAGUUUUGCCAAGAACCUCCCUCUGAAGUGAUGACCAUUCUCCUCACUCUGCAGCAAGCUGAUUCAAGAUUACAGCUUGGCCAGGGGAGGAGACACUGAGGCACAAGCACAAACCCAGGCAAAUUAAAUUGAGAUGAAUCAAUGUGCAAAAUAAUAUACUGAUAGGGCCUAGCCCUUGUUCUCUCUCGCAUAGCAUGGAUGUUAAAUUAUUCAUAUCAGAGCCUGGCUGGUUUGCUCAUUACCUUUUGUCUUGGCCAGCACAGUGUGGGCAGGACAAAAUGUUUCAUGUGUUUGGGUCAGUUGUAAAGUGAAUUUUAUGCAUAUGAGUGAAGUGGGAUAACAUGCUUUCCUGCAUGGGUGGGUACAUGCACAAUUACUGUUGAUAGCAGUAAACAUAAGAGAGAAGAAUGGCAGAAGAGCUGACAGGCUUCUGCAGAGGGGUGUCCACAGUGACAUUUUCCCAUGAAAGUGCUCUGUCACGGGGCACAUCCUGUAUCCUGUUUGGUAACUGUACAGUGAUGCUCUGGACCUGUCAGAUCUUGAUCAAACACUCUGAUCAAUCAGAUGUUAUUUUAAAUCAUUAAAAGGCUUAGUAUGAA